Molecule: messenger RNA, 1284 nt
Organism: Parnassius apollo (apollo)
Lineage: Eukaryota; Metazoa; Arthropoda; Insecta; Lepidoptera; Papilionidae
Source: the annotation of a GenBank genome assembly
AUGAUUAAUUAUAGUGUUCGGUUUACUCUUGGUUCUGGUAAUAAAAAGGUCUUAAAAUAUGCUAAACAAACUUCAUUCUUUAACAGGUUAUGUGAAAUAGAAGAAGAAUGUCAGAGCAAUUCACUGGAAGUUAAAGAGGAAGAAGAAGGCAUCAAACUUACGGGACACAUCUGUAAACCUACUGUCAAUCAUGGUAAUUCAACCCAGAUCUAUACGUUUGUUAAUGGCAGGCCAAUAAAAGACAAUCUACUUAUUGGUGCAAUCAGAUAUGCAUAUCAAGAUUUCAUUCUAAGUGGAAGGUACCCUUUUGCAGUGCUGCACUUAGAGAUACCAUACGAUCAAGUAGAUGUAAAUGUGCAUCCAAAUAAAUCAGAGGUAAGGUUUCAGAACAAGAGGCUAGUAUAUGAAAUAGUGAGAAGAGGAAUAAUAAAAGCAUUAUCGACUAGAGUAGGUACGUUUGCAGCAAGUGAUGUUGAGUCUCAAAGUAUUGAGGAGUUUGAUAGCCAAGAGCAGAUUGAUAGUAAAGAGAAAAAAAACCAAAAAGAGUUUUACGAGAAGAGACCAAGUAUUUUAGAAAAUCGUUUAAUGAAAGAAUUCAACGCGCCAGACGAAAGAAAGCAAAGCUUAUCAGGAAGUUUUAAGUAUGAAGGUAUAGAGAAAUCUACACCACAGAAAGGAGUUAUAGUUCUAGAAAGAGAGCAAAUUGAUUUGGUAGAGGAUCAUCCUCUAGGGUGUGCACAUUGCCAAGUUUACAAUACUUAUAUUAUUGCUGAGGCUAAAGGCAAAUUAAUUAUAGUAGAUCAGCACGCAGCCCAUGAGAGAUUGAUAUACGAGUGCUUAAAACAAAAAUCAAGCAUAAAAAGACAAAAACUUCUUCUUCCUGAAACAGUUGAGAUUAAAAACCAAGCAGGAAUGGAGAUGGUUGAAAUGUGUAAAGAUAAGCUUUUCGAAAUGGGUUUUGGUGUUGAAAUACAAUCAGAAGAUAAAGUGACGGUAAAAGAAAUUCCUGCAAUCUUGGGAACAAUAAAUGUGAGAGAGAUGGUGAUGAAUAUAAUUGAUAGAUUGAUGGAGAUAGGAGAUAAUCUACCGAUAGAAGAAAAAGUGUUAGCUACCAUUGCGUGCCAUGGGUCAAUUAGAGCAGGGAGAAAAAUGAUGUUAGAGGAAAUGAACGAGCUACUGAGACGAAUGGAAGAAACAAAGUGUGCUGGGCAAUCCAACCACGGAAGACCAACUUACAUAGAAAUGAAACUAAGUGGUAUAGAAAAAUUGUUUGAAAGGAGAUGA